Penaeus vannamei (Pacific white shrimp) is the source of this 3033-nucleotide messenger RNA. NCBI's taxonomy places the organism in Eukaryota, Metazoa, Arthropoda, Malacostraca, Decapoda, Penaeidae. The record is from RefSeq and is a predicted model, not a curated record.
GGGCAGGACCGGCGCGGCGAGGUCGACGACAGUGUCUCAACGUCGCUUUCGAGAUGGAGGCUCUGGUUUUGUGGAUCUUUGUGACGGGGAUUUACGGGGCGUCGCCUCGGGAUGACCGGCUACUAGCUGUUCAGGAAUGCCCCGCGGAUACCCCCUGGGGAUCGGGCAACUUCAGUCACGCCGACUGCGAUGUGCGUGAUCCACUUGCUUGCAAUGGUCUGGGAACCUGUGACUGCGGAACGUGCAAAUGCAAAGAGCGAGAUAACCCAGAGGAGACGGUCAGCGGGCGGCAAUGUGAGUGCACUAACUUCCUCUGCAAUAACUUCCUCGGGCUCUACUGUUCGGGACCCGACCACGGCCAGUGCGUUUGCAACAAGUGUGAGUGCAAACCCGGGUGGACAGGGGAGGAUUGUGGGUGUAGCGAAAGUGUCGAGAACUGCAAGAAUCCUCUGACGGGAGAAAUAUGCUCGAACCAGGGGAUUUGCGAGUGCAAUAGUUGUCGUCAGUGCGAUUUCGUAAAAGGUGGGAGGUGUUCUGGCAAGUGGUGUGAAAACUGCCCAGACCCGGACAGGAGGAGGAGACACAGGAACAAAGAGGAGAGGGAGCAGCGAAGAAGAGAAAGGAAGCAAAGGAAGAAACAAAGGAACGGAGGUGAGGAACCGCCAGCUGUAUCAGAAGGUCGGAAUUCGACAGCCGAGUUGUGUCCCAAGGACACUCCCUGGGGACCGGAGGCCUUCGAUGACUCCUCCUGCAAGGAAACGAGGGCAUCAAGUCCAUGCAGUGGUCGAGGAACCUGUACAUGUGGACAGUGCAGCUGCGAUUCAACCCCUAACCACCUGGAGAUUAUCAGUGGGCAGUUCUGCGAAUGCACCAACUUCCUCUGCGAUCGACACAAUGGACUUCUCUGUUCGGGACCCGACCAUGGCGAAUGCAUCUGCAAUAGGUGUCGGUGCAAACCUGGGUGGACAGGAGAAGCCUGCGAGUGUGAGGAAAGCGUGGAGAAUUGCAGAAACCCUGUGACUGGAGAAAUCUGUUCAAACCAAGGCAUAUGCGAGUGCAACAUGUGUAGAUGCAGCGCCUCAGCGGGUGGGAGGUAUUCUGGCAAGUGGUGUGAGGACUGUCCAACCUGUAGAGGCAGCUGUCUUGAGUACAAAUCUUGCGUUCAAUGCCAGGCAUUUGGCACAGGAGAUUUAAGCGAGGAUGAGUGUAUGCAAGAGUGCAAGCUAUUCAACUCCACAAUGGUGCAAGUUGCCAGAGAAGAAACAGAAGAAGAACGUUUAUGCACCUUCUUUGACGAAAAUGAAUGCCGCUUCUACUUUGUUUACGGCUAUGACGAAGAUAGAAAUCCGAUUGUACGAGUGCAGGAAACCCUCGACUGCCCUCCGACCUUUGGUGCUGGAGCAGGAUCCACAGCUGUAUCAGAACGUCGGGAUUCGACAGCCGAGUUGUGUCCCAAGGACACUCCCUGGGGACCGGAGGCCUUCGAUGACUCCUCCUGCAAGGAAACGAGGGCAUCAAGUCCAUGCAGUGGUCGAGGAACCUGUGCAUGUGGACAGUGCAGCUGCGAUUCAACCCCUAACCACCUGGAGAUUAUCAGUGGGCAGUUCUGCGAAUGCACCAACUUCCUCUGCGAUCGACACAAUGGACUUCUCUGUUCGGGACCCGACCAUGGCGAAUGCAUCUGCAAUAGGUGUCGGUGCAAACCUGGGUGGACAGGAGAAGCCUGCGAGUGUGAGGAAAGCGUGGAGAAUUGCAGAAACCCUGUGACUGGAGAAAUCUGUUCAAACCAAGGCAUAUGCGAGUGCAACAUGUGUAGAUGCAGCGCCUCAGCGGGUGGGAGGUAUUCUGGCAAGUGGUGUGAGGACUGUCCAACCUGUAGAGGCAGCUGUCUUGAGUACAAAUCUUGCGUUCAAUGCCAGGCAUUUGGCACAGGAGAUUUAAGCGAGGAUGAGUGUAUGCAAGAGUGCAAGCUAUUCAACUCCACAAUGGUGCAAGUUGCCAGAGAAGAAACAGAAGAAGAACGUUUAUGCACCUUCUUUGACGAAAAUGACUGUCGCUUCACUUUUGUUUACGGCUAUGACGACGAGAGAGACCCCGUUGUGCGAGUGAAGCAAACCCUUGAAUGUCCACCGCCGAGUUUUGGAAGGGGAACAGUUUUUCUCGGCCCGUCGAACAAGUCCCCGACGUGUUUCGCGAGGGCAGGAGAACCGGCGCUCUUUGGCCACUGCCGCCAGAGGACGUUGCGCUUCCACUACGUGCCCGAGAGAGAUCGGUGUGAACCCGUCAGUGUCUGCGGAGGAAAUGCAGGCACGUUUCCCUCUCCCGGAGUAUGCCAGAGAGCUUGCCACACUGGAGCGCCGCCUGUGUCUGACGUCUCCUGCGACAGAUCCCUGUGUCCUUGGUCAAGAUGGUCGCACUACCUGGUCAAGAAAUGCCAACCUCUCUAUGACAAGGGCUUCUGCUGUCCGACGCGCUUCUCUUGCCCACGGGAGACACAGCUGAUGCGGGACUCCACCAGGUGUUACUACAGAGGGUCCUUUUACCUGCCUGGAGAAGAAGUGCCCUUACGAAAUCCAUGUCUUGGCACUUGUCGCUGUGUUCUUGGUGCUUUGCCCGCUAUUGAGUGCCAAAGUGAGUGCCAAGACAUGGAUCAACCAGGACCAGGAUGCCGACACCUGUUCAACCCAGGAGCAUGUUGUCCGCAUGCCCAAAAUUGCGAAGAACAAGAUGCUCCCGUGGAUCCAAGAGACAAGGUGACCUGCUCUUGGGGGAAUAAAACGUACCUCGAAGGUGAGCGGAUGACCUCAGAUGACCUUCCUUGCCAGGCGUGCGUGUGUACUUCCUCUUUUACCGACAUCACAGGUUAUGGCUGUUACAAAAUGGACUGCGGACUUGAGAGGUUCAUUUCAAAGUUGCGAAGUGGCUGCACUCCCAUUUUCUAUGAGAAGAAGUGCUGUCCCACUGACUGGCUGUGUCCUGGUGACCCACGCAUCUCAACCUCAUCGACCAGGAAGCUGACACAGAACCAAGAAG